Molecule: messenger RNA, 1797 nt
Organism: Columba livia (rock pigeon)
Lineage: Eukaryota; Metazoa; Chordata; Aves; Columbiformes; Columbidae
Gene: HAT1
Product: histone acetyltransferase 1
Exons: 12
Coding region: 182-1423 (413 amino acids)
Biological process (GO): subtelomeric heterochromatin formation
Cellular component (GO): nucleus
Molecular function (GO): histone H4 acetyltransferase activity; histone binding
Source: RefSeq, a predicted model, not a curated record
UCCCGCCCGGAGCUGCGCCGGGCAUGCGCGCGUGGUACGCGCUUCGCAUAGCGCUGCUAUUGGCUCCCUGCCGCGUUUCGGCGGCCGGAAGCGGAAGGUUGUCCGUAUGCGUUCAUUUCCGGCGAGUGGGUGCGCGGGUUGAUUCGUUCUGCCCGGGUGACUCGGCCGCCGCUCUUCGGAAAUGGCGGGGCUUACUGCUAUGGAGAAGAAACUGGCUGAAUACAAGUGUAAUACAAAUGAAGCAAUUCAGCUGAAACUAGUUCGCUUUCCUGAGGAUUUGGAGGAUGACAACACAACGUUUAAUCCAGAGUAUAGCCAUCAAGUGUUUGGAGACGAUGAAAUCGCCUUUGGCUACAAGGGAUUGAAGAUCCUCUUGUACUAUAUUGCUGGUAACCUGUCAACGCUGUUCCGCAUUGAAUAUACAUCUAAAGUUAAUGAAAAGUUUGACUGUGUGGAGGCAGAUGAUGUUGAAAGUAAAAUUAGAGAAAUCAUUCCUCCUGGUUUUUGCACAAACACAGAUGACUUUGUGUCUCUGCUGGAGAAGGAGGUCAACUUCAAGCCCUUUGGAAUGCUGCUACACACAUAUUCUGUCCAUAAUGAGGAAGCUGGUGAAGAUAUAACAUAUCAGAUAUACAAGGCUGACAUGACAUGUCCAGGCUUUCGAGAAUAUCAUGAAAGGCUUCAGACGUUCUUGAUGUGGUUUAUUGAAACUGCUAGCUUUAUUGAUGUAGAUGAUGAAAGAUGGAACUACUUUCUAGUAUUUGAGAAGUAUAAUAAGGAUGGAGCUACGCUCUUUGCGACCGUAGGCUACAUGACAGUCUAUAAUUACUAUGUGUACCCAGACAAAACCCGGCCACGUGUAAGCCAAAUGCUGAUCUUGCCACCAUUCCAAGGAGAAGGCCAUGGUGCUCAGCUUCUUGAAACUGUUCAUAGAUACUAUAUGUCUUCUCCAACAGUACUUGAUAUAACAGCUGAAGAUCCGUCUGAAAACUAUGUGAAGCUAAGAGACUUCGUUCUCGUAAAGCUUUGUCAAGAUUUGCUUUGCUUUUCACCAGGAAAGUUAAUGCAAGGUUUCAGUCAGGAAAUGGUGACCGAAGCUCAACAAAAACUGAAAAUAAACAAGCAACACACGAGACGCGUUUAUGAAAUUCUCCGAUUGCGUGCAACAGAUAUGGGUGAUGCAGAACAGUCCAGAAGUUAUCGGUUGGACAUUAAAAGACGACUGAUUGGUCCCUAUAAGUUAUGCAGUGUUCAACAGACGCAUAUACAGAUGCAGAGAUUGUUCAUACACAGCAGUGCUGAAGAUCCUGUGUUUGGCUUCUGUUUGCUGCCCAGUUCCUGCAGAAAGUUACUACUAAGCUUAUGUCGUCUAACUACAAGUGGCAUGAUACCCAGAAAAAACAGAGAGAACUUGCCAAGAUGAGGAGGUGUUUAAGACCAGAGGAGCUGACGAAUCAGUUGAACCAGAUAGACCUGAACAUGCAACAUGAACAAUUAGAAGAGAGCUUCCAACAGCUUGUUUCAGAUUAUCGAAGAGUCCUAGAACGAAUUGCACAAGCAUGAGGAUCCUGCCUGGACAGAAAACUUGCAAAUUUAUAUACAGUGUUAUAAAGCACAUCCUUAAUUGCCACUUAACUGCAAAAAAUCUCAAGUGACGUUUUAAUCACAUUAAAAGUGACUUGUGUUUCUGUGCAUUUUGAAUAUUUUCUAUUUUUUUUUUUGUUGUAGAUUUUUAAAUGUUGUACUUCAGGUUUGGGGGCACUUAUUGCUGAAAUAAACAAUGUAGAUUCUCAGAUA